Messenger RNA from Fusarium proliferatum ET1, 2397 nucleotides. RefSeq lists its product as uncharacterized. Gene Ontology annotation, biological process: regulation of DNA-templated transcription; DNA-templated transcription. NCBI's taxonomy places the organism in Eukaryota, Fungi, Ascomycota, Sordariomycetes, Hypocreales, Nectriaceae. Gene Ontology annotation, molecular function: DNA-binding transcription factor activity, RNA polymerase II-specific; zinc ion binding; DNA binding. The record is from RefSeq and is a predicted model, not a curated record. Gene Ontology annotation, cellular component: nucleus. The transcript has 8 exons. The coding region runs from base 1 to 2397 and encodes 798 amino acids.
AUGGACCAUCAGAGUGUACAGUUAGGUGGAGCUGGCAACAGGCCUGCUGCUGGAGACCCCGGGCCCGAAGUCCCCUCGUGUCAAGGAUGUCGGCGGCGAAAGCUCCGCUGUUCCAGAGACAAGCCAAUGUGUAAUCAUUGCCAAAGAUUGGACUCGCCUUGUGUAUACGACACGAAAAAGAACAAACCGGGGAUCAAGGCUGGUGUCAUAGAAGGCUUGAACCGCCGAGUUGAGGCUCUGGAGAGCACGGUAUUUGACAACGCGCAACCUCCCAAUCCAGCUCCUUCAUCCGAGUCUUCGCAAAUUAUUGGAGCCUUCUCCAGUCUCAUUCAGGAACUUCGAGGCUUGGUUCACAACUCGGCGGGCUCGUUGUCAUUGCCGCCCGCCCAGUCAUCAAUAGCCCAAGCACAACACGCAACACCGGGAUCUGUAGCUCUCUCAUCCCCAAAUGAUGUCCAACAUCAACCGCGAAAGAGACGAAGAGUGGACAGCUGUGGCAACCCGAACAUAGAACUAGUCAGCCAGCUCAAUGAGUUGGGAAGCACUUCAAGCCAAUUACCCCCUGCUGAACUCCUCGAAGAAGUCAUCAACGCGUACUUCAUCCUGGUUCAACCAUGGAUACCCAUUCUACACGAAACACGGUUCAGGGGCCGCUUCUACAGCCAUGAGCAACUGCCCUGCCUCACUGUGCUACUGCAUGCAAUAGUAGUCGCUGCCAUUCGCUUUGUCGAUACAGAGAAUGGGAAGAUGUCUGAAAAAGAGCUAGAGACAUGGACCUCUAGAUCUAGAAGCAUAGUACUUUUGUCAGCUAUGGACGGCAUGUCGGUCGAGAACCUACAAGCCCUGAGCAUCAUAGCGUUCACAGAUAUGGGUAAUGGAGACAUGUCCAGAGCUUGGCCUAUCAUAGGCUCACUUACAAGGACUGUUGAGUAUCUUCAACUCAGCGUUGAAACAGACGACCGACAACAGGGACCCUUGCUAAAACCCCUGACCUCUUUGUCACCAUCGCAGAACUGGACUCAAGAGGAGGAGCGGAGGAGAGUAUUCUGGAGCAUCUUCAACCUUGACAGGCUUUGCUCUGUGAUGACUGGAUGGAACACUAGCUUGACAUCCGACGAUGUUCGCAGACGAUUACCAGCAGAUGGGGGCCUAUGGCACAAAGAAGAAACAGUACUGACUCCCUACUUUGGUAUCUGGGAUCGCUCAGCCGCAAAGAUGGGGAAUUCGAUUGUCUUCCUUCCAGCACACUACCCCAGUCCUGACCAAGUCGCGGAAGCGCCACCUGAGACACCAUCGACGAACACGACAGCACCCAAGGGCAAUGACACAGUGGAUAUGACAACUGUCGGGGCGUUCGCUUAUUGCAUCGAGGCGACAGAGUCUUUGAGUCGAGUUACUACUUACUUUCUUCAGCAGAGAAUUAACUUCAGGGAUCGUCAAGAAGUCGGUAAUUGGCUUACCAGAUUUAAGGAGCUGGAUCUACGCCUUGUCCACUGGAAGAUGUUUCUCCCUCAGAAAUGGAAAGACUCCAACAUCUCGCGGAGGCCAACCAUUAUCAACAUGGAUCCAAACCUGACAUUGGCCCAUAUCACUCACAACACCUCUAUGAUCUUACUGCAUCAGCAGAUCGCGUAUCCAUCACCUCAAUGGACCAGUAUUGUACGGAUGCCCAGUGCCCAUAGCGCAGAGACAUGUCAAAUCGCUGCGGCGGAGACGGCAACAAUUACGCGCAAGUAUCUCAAGUACACACCAGAAAACAGCCCUGUUAAUAGCCAGUUCGCUUUCUGUGUGUUUGUCAGUGCUCGCGCAUUGCUUGUGCACUGGAGAUUUUACAAGACUGAUCUAGCCCCUGAGUUCUGGGUUCUAGUCGAAAGUCUCGAUGACUUUUCUAAGAGAUGGGCGGGCCCUUUGUCCCAAUCGAAAUCCAAAUCCUCCUUGCCCGGGAAGUAUAGCGCUCAACUACGCGCGCUUCACAGGAAAUGCGCGGAGGAUCCGGAUUAUUCUCCAGAUGUCGUUGGAUACUCGACCGAUGGUUUUGUUACGCAGACACCCAGUUACCUCCGCGAAGGACAAAGUGACAAUCAGCACAGCAGCCAAGCUCAAGCCGGAGUAGCAUCCAGCGCGUUGCAGAACUCGUUUGAUAGCGGGUCCCGGAGAUCUAUUCUCAAUCCUGGUCCUCCAGGUAGUCAUCUCAACUUCCUUCCCCAGAUAUCUCCUACCAAUCCCGGAGUAGAGCACAAUUCACCAGAUGAGCUAUCAGCGAUCUCGACGGUUCUUAUGGAUCAGGAUUUCAUGCAGUUGGAUCGAGUCAUCAGCUUCGAUGACAUGAUGUUUACGGCUCAGACGAUUGACGAUCAAGGGGGGCCUUUCUCCAUGAAUAACUGGACAUUGGGAUAA